Symbiodinium sp. CCMP2592 is the source of this 3618-nucleotide messenger RNA. NCBI's taxonomy places the organism in Eukaryota, Dinophyceae, Suessiales, Symbiodiniaceae. The record is from the annotation of a GenBank genome assembly.
AUGAGGGCGGAGCAGACCGGCCUUCCCCUCGCAGAAACGCUGCGUAGACUGGGCUCUGCACUUCUCGAAGAGGGGGAAUCUGAGCAUGCCACACAGGCCACGGACUACUUACACCAGAGCUUGCAAAUUCAGCGCUGCCUUCACGAAGGCACGCCUCAUCUCAGUGUCGCUCGAACGCUGUAUGACCUGGGUCGCGCAAGCAGCAUUCUCAAAAAUCGAGAACAAGCCAUGCAGUACUUUCACGAGUCCUUGGAGCUGAGCCAGCGCUUGCACCCCCAUGGCGACCGCGAAACUUUUUCGACUCUGUACCGUCUCAGCAACGAGCUUGUUUUGUCUGCGGAAUUCCGGCAAGCCCGGGUGUUUAUAGAGAAAGCUCUGAACUUGGCAGAAAGCCUAUGGACUGCGAGCAUUGCGCACACUGCUCGUGAGCAUGACUUAUCUUGGGUUGCACUGCUUCUGCCGCAGGAGCUGAUAGAAGCAGGCGAUGAUUGGGCGGACAACUUUCGGGAGGCUCUCCGUGGCCGCGACCUGGAGUUCUGCCGCGUUCUCACUGCCAGGGACGAGCCCUUGACAGUUCUCCCGUCAGCAGACUCCGCCGACUUGAUUGAUUUACCUCUCCCUGAAGAUUUUCCAUUGCAGGUGUGGCUCAAGGCCCCCGGCAGCGAAGACCGCCGGACCUUAACAGCCCUUCUCAACUUUGCUGCCUUUUGGGAUUGGUGCAUCCAUAUUGGCGACCGAGCCUUCCAGGAGGUCGCGGAAUCAGUCGACGUCGGUUAUUGGGAAGAAAGCUUUCGGGAGCUCCUCCGAGGACGUGACCUGGAGUUUUGCCUGGAACAGGCUGUUCAGGCCGCGACAAGCUGUCUUCAAAAGUCUCUACGAGCGGUAGGCUGUCUUGCAGAAGACGAAGGCAAGGAGUUCAGAGCAAACGCACUGUAUGGACUGGGACAGCUGCACAUGCUCGUCAAGGACUUCGAGGUGGCAGUCUGCUACCUGCAAGAAGCAUUAAGCAUGAAGAGAUCUUUGUGCCCCCGUGACCGCGUCACUGCCAGCAUCGCAAAGACAUUGUGCUUCCUGGGUCAAGCCACAUUCCACACCGGCAAGCUCGAUCUCGCCAUGCAGUUCCUCACACAGUCUUUGGACGCGUGGCUUUCCGUCUGUGCUGCCCUGGCUAUCUCGGAUGAGUCUCCAUUGAGACGACAGUAUGAAGAGUGCGUAGGCAAAUUGCGGAGGUAUGUGCUCAUGCGAGAAGAGGUGCAUAACAAUCCUUCGGAGCUGGAAGACGCACUGGCGCUUCUUUUGAACAUACACUGUCAGACACGCAGGCUGCUGUCAUUUCAGCACGAUCCGGCACUGUUUGCGGCUAAGGAGACGGUCGAAUUCCUGAUCGAUGUGUUGCCCAAAAUGUUUUCUUGUAAUCCGUUGUCAGAACCGACGCUGCCCUUCGAACUCCGGCUGUCGUUCUGGCUCGUCGCGUUCGCAAUGCUAUCGAGGCCAUUCCAGAAAAUUCUCACCGGUGAGGACGAAGAGGGUGAUGAUGAGGCAGAAGAUGAGGAGGAUCAGGAUGGGCUGGACAUGGACGACUGGAAGGCGGGCACCGAAGCAGAAGAUCUCGGAGAAGAGGGUGCAGAUGCCGACGAUGAGGAGGAGGAAGACGAGGACGGAGACGACGAGGAGGGCGCCGACGAGGGCAACUUGUCCUCGAUUCUUUGGUGUUUAGGCGCACUGCGGAAAGUGGUGCCUGGAAGCAAUGGCGGCGAGAUCCGCUUCCAAGUCGUGAUCGGCGAUGGCACGGAAGUGGCUCUCAAGUCCCAGAAGCUGGAGUUGAACAUCGAGAAGAAAGGCGAGAUGAGCGCUUAUGCGAAGAUGAUGCUCAACACAGCAGGCCGGGGCGAGCUGGCAGCAGACAUCGGUGGCUACUCCUCGCUCUCCGAGUCAGAGGAGGAAGGAAGCGCAGCCUCGCGUCCGAGCGCAAGAUCGGCCGCCUUUCGUCGGCAGCGAGGUCUCGAAAACAUCGGAGAGGCCAGGCGCCUGGAGGAGGGCGGGCGCCACGCAGCGAGGAAUCGCAUGUAUGAUUUUGCUGAUGCAAAAGAUCCCGAUCGCGAGCUGCUGGGGAGCAUGGUCACCCUGAGAGGUCUGGUCAACAACAGGGACUUGAAUGGGCGCAGAGGCAGGGUGACCGCAAAGAAGGGGGAAGGGGAGGGCCGGGAGGGCGACGAGGCGCGCUUCGUCGUGGAGCUCGACGGGGAGUGCAAGGAGCAGAAGGUGGUGAAGCGCCGCCACCUGCAGUUUGUGGACGCGCGGGAGGCAUGGGAGCACGAGCAUGCGGCUUCAAGCAGCAGUGCGAAAGGACGGGGAAAGGGUGCGCAGCCGCCUUCUCGGAGUGAUGCAGCUGAGCCAAAGCCCGGCAUCGGCAAAGAGACGAGUGAAGCGAAGCGAAAGCCAAAGGCGAAGGCCCAGGUGAAAGCCGCGCCCAAAGCAACGGAGCCGGACUGGAAGAAGGUCUUUCCAGCAGAGGACUCCAUUCGACUGCGCGACUUGCUGCAGGAGGAGGUCAGCAUGGGAUCUGGCAGCCGUAUUUCAGCCAGGAAGCUAGAAGAGCUCUUGCGUGAGAGGCAUUCAGCGCUGCUGGACGUGGCGAAGCGGUACGUAGAUGCUGUGUUCAGAAGCCGUAGCAAGAAGCAGGCGAAGCUGGAUCGGCAUCAGGGCUUGACAGGCCGCACACACUGGCUGGGGCGCUUCGCAGUGCUUGAAAAGCUGGAAAGCGACUUCCGCUUCGACUUCCAAGCCAACGCAUUCUGCCGCGGGCACGGCGACGACGGCGCCGACGAGGGUGUCGAGGGCGAGGGCGACGAUGAGGGCGACGAGGCCGAAGAGCCUGAGCCGGGCAGCGGAGCUGAGGAGGUCGAGGCAGAGAUCCCGAGAUGCGAGUCUUUCACUCCGAUUCCCGAGCCUCCCCCUGUCUCGGAGCCUGGACAGACAGAGGAGGACGUGCCGGAAGAAGGUGAUGCCGCGAAAGCCCCGCCAGAACUGCCAGAGGAGCAGAAGUCUGCUGAGCCCGAGGUGUUCGAGCCUGCGCCGGAGCGCGCGGUGCAUCGAUUCUACGGUUUUGAGGCUGGAAGUAUUUUCUUCAUUCCUCCCUGUGAGCUCUACUUCACCCAAGACUCCAUCAAGUCUGGUUUUAAAGAUAACGGUAGUUUUGGCCACAGCUCCGGCUACAGCUCCAGUGACUCACCGGGACCAGCCAGGGACUCUGUGAAGACAAGCUCGGUGCGCGAGAUGUUUGAUGCAAUCCUAGAACGACGAAUGCUGAAGCGGGAGGUUGAAAUGAUGGAUGUCGUCUUCCACGAAGGAUAUUACUACAGCAUCUGCAACCGGCGACUGGCCGUCUACUUGUUGCUGUGGCUUUGCGGCCGAUGCCCGCGCUUGAAGGUACAGCUUGUGAGCAAAACAGACCGGAAAAUGCACUGGGAUCGCCGUUUCACCACUGAGUGUGACGGAGAUUGGAUUCUAAUUCGCCAGACGGGGGAGGCGAUCGGCCGGCGAUUUCAGGACACCACCUUCAAGCAUCCGGAAUUAACCAGGGCAUUAAGCAGAGCUGGAGGCCAGGCCAGGAAGUGA